Dovyalis caffra is the source of this 1215-nucleotide messenger RNA. The record is from the annotation of a GenBank genome assembly. Lineage: Eukaryota; Viridiplantae; Streptophyta; Magnoliopsida; Malpighiales; Salicaceae.
AUGGCGUCGGAAAAUUUCACCGACAAGAACUUGGUGUUUAAAAAACUGAAAGCGAAAUCGGAAAACAAGAUGUGUUUUGAUUGUAAUGCAAAAAAUCCGACUUGGGCUUCAGUAACGUACGGGAUCUUCCUCUGCAUCGAUUGCUCUGCUGUUCACCGUAGUCUCGGUGUACACAUCAGCUUCGUUAGGUCUACAAAUUUGGAUUCAUGGAGUCCAGAACAAUUGAGAACAAUGAGCUUUGGGGGAAACAAUCGUGCUCAGGUUUUCUUUAAGCAGCAUGGAUGGACUGAUGGAGGGAAAAUUGAGGCCAAAUAUACAUCCAGAGCUGCAGAGUUAUAUAGGCAAAUACUUUCAAAAGAAGUUGCUAAAAGUAUGGCAGAAUAUGCUGGCUUGCCAUCAUCACCUGUUGCAUCUCAGUCAGCCCAAGCAACAAAUGGACUUCCUGAUGUCAAGAUUAAUGAUGCUCCCAAAGAAAGCUCAUUAGGAAAACAAGAAACACCUGAUUUAGUUCAUUCCCCGAAAGCUUCUCACACAGUUAUUAGCAGUUCUGUGAAGAAGCCUCUUGGUGCAAAGAGAACUGUGAAAACAGGUGGACUUGGUGCUAGAAAGCUUACUACGAAGCCUAGUGAAAAUCUCUAUGACCAGAAGCCUGACGAACCAGCACUUCCUGUGCCUUCCACUACUAACAACAACAACACAAAAGCUGGCACAUCUUUUGCAUCUCGCUUUGAGUAUUUAGACAAUGUCCAGCCUGCUGAGCUGAUUUCAGGUGGCACACAAAUGAUUAGUCAUGUAUCCCCGCCAAAGUCAUCAAGCUUUUUUGCAGACUUUGGGAUGGAUAGCGGGUUUCCCAAGAAAGCAAGCUCAAACUCCUCAAAAAUUCAAAUUCAGGAAACAGAUGAAGCAAGAAAAAAGUUCUCAAAUGCAAAAUCAAUCUCAUCAGCCCAAUUUUUUGGUGAUCAGAACAAAGCUGAUGCUGAUGCUCAAGUUUCAUUGCAGAAAUUCUCUGGCUCCUCAGCUAUAUCAAGUGCUGAUCUUUUUGGUCACAACGAUGAUAACUCUAUUGAUCUUGCUGCGAGCGACCUCAUCAAUCGUUUCUCUUUCCAGGCACAACAAGAUAUCUCUUCUCUUAAGAAUAUUGCAGGAGAGACUGGGAAGAAGCUCAGCUCCUUCGCAUCAACCUUCAUAACUGAUCUUCAGGACAGAAUCCUCUGA